Messenger RNA from Erinaceus europaeus (western European hedgehog), 3351 nucleotides. RefSeq names its product FAM161 centrosomal protein B (gene FAM161B). The transcript has 9 exons. NCBI's taxonomy places the organism in Eukaryota, Metazoa, Chordata, Mammalia, Eulipotyphla, Erinaceidae. Gene Ontology annotation, cellular component: cilium. The record is from RefSeq and is a predicted model, not a curated record. Gene Ontology annotation, biological process: cilium organization. Bases 122 to 2065 code for a protein of 647 amino acids.
UGCAACAGUCUGGAAGCCAAUCAGAGGCCAAAGCUAGAAAGGGGCGUGGCCAGAACCGGUCAACACGGGCUUCCAGCGCCUCUGCAGCCGUCAUGGCUGUCUGUCUCUUUUAACUGAGAAGAUGACCGUGGCGAGACCUACGGGGUCCAGUGGCAGCUCUCCGUACAGUAUUCAGAUCUUUCCCCCCAAGUCCUCCUCAGACACCGAGGCAGAAGAGGAACUGUCUGGAGAUAGACUGGUGUUGCCCAGGGCUGGCAAACUCCACGACUUCCUCAGCCUGGAUGAGGAGACAGAUUCUACUUCUGACUCAAUUGGAAGCUUUUUCGAGACCCUCCAGGUGCUAAAGCAGAAAGACAGGUGGUGCCUAUUGGAAUCCCUUGGUCAGUCAGACCUAGACAGUGAGGAGGACCUCUCUGAAGAUGAUGAGGACCUGGAAAGCUUCUUCAAAGAUAAAGGCCGGGGGAAACCACAGGUCCAGUACCCCCAGUCUCCAAGGCGUGACUCCACAAGGCGCUGCAGCUCCCUCAACAGCCUUCCCUCCAACAGUCUCAAGAUUCAGCCCCAGCCACACUCUGGCUCCAGGUCUCCCUCCCAGCACAGAAGUGUCAGCUCCUGGGCAUCCUCCAUCACCGUGCCUCAGCCAUUCCACAUGAUGCUGCGCGAGGCCCGGAAGAAGGCCCAGUGGCUGGCCUCCCCUGCCGCCUUUGAGUGUGAGAGGCAGCAGGCCCAGAAGCAGGGGCAGGAGGAGGCUGAGUGCCACCGGCAGUUCCGGGCACAGCCUGUACCUGCCCACGUCUACCUGCCCCUCUACCAGGAGAUCAUGGAGCACAAGGAGGCCCGCAGGAGGGCAGGAAUUCAGAAAAGGAAAGAGCUGCUUCUCUCUUCCUUGAAGCCCUUCAGCUUCUCAGAGAAGGAGGAGCAACGAAAGGAAGCCAAUCAGCAGAGGGUGUUGACUGCCACCACCAAGGCCAAGAUUCCUAAGCAGAAGACCACCAGAAAGAUCCCUAAGUCCAUUUUGGAGCCAGCCCUUGGGGAUAAACUGCAGGAAGCUGAGCUCUUGAGGAAAAUUCGCAUUCAGAUGAGAGCCCUAGACACGCUCCAGAUGGCCUCCUCCCCCAUCACCCCCUCUGGUCACCGGGCUGACCCACAACUCCGUACAGCCACUCGGACCCGGGAGGAGAAGCUCGGCUUUCUGCACACUAACUUUGAAUUCCAGCCACGAGUGAACCCGAUCGUUCCUGACUACGAGGGCCUCUACAAGGCCUUUCAGAAGAGAGCUGCCAAGCGGAGGGACACCCGAGAGGCGACUCACAACAAGCCCUUCUUGCUGAGAACCGCUAGGCUGCAUCACACUCAACGGCCCUGCGAUGCCACCACCUCUGGAGGGAAGCAGGACUCUCCACAGCCAUCUAGCACACACCUGCCGAGGAGUCGCUCUCUGAGUGGCCUUGCUUCACUCUCUGCCAAUACCCUGCCUGUGCAUAUCACAGAUGCCACCAGAAAGAGAGGAUCUGCAGUCAGAAAUUCCAUUGAAAAAAAGGAUAAAGCAGAGGGUACUGAGUGGUUGGAGAUGCACAAAAAGAAGUGUCAAGCUAUAUCUAAAUCUGUGACCUUGCGUGCAAAAGCCAUGGAUCCCCAUAAAAGCUUGGAGGAGGUCUUCAAAGCAAAGUUGAAAGAGAACCGGAACAAUGACCGUAAAAGAACAAAAGAAUAUAAGAAAGAACUAGAGGAAAUGAAGAAGAGAAUACAAACAAGGCCCUAUCUCUUUGAACAAGUGACCAAGGACCUUGCCAGGAAGGAAGCAGAACAACGGUAUCGAGAUACCCUGAAGCAGGCAGGGCUUGAUGAAGACUUUGUGAGAGACAAGGGUCUGAGUGCUCGGACUGCACAGCAGAAGCAUCAGCUGCCAGUGGGUGAUUGUCCCAGCGACCAUGAAACUACAGAACAAAGCACCAGAAAUCUACAGGAAGAUUUAGAAGACUCUUUCGAAUGUCCUGCAAGCCCACCAAAAGAACUGGAGGAGUUGCCAUGUGAAUCAGAAGAUAGUCUCAAAUCACUGCCUUAAUGAGUACACCUAAAAUUACUGCUUUUCAGUCAUAGUAAGUAGCCGACUUGGGGUUGAGUGAAGUCAGGCCAUAUAGGUUAUCUUUUGCAGGAGGAGGAAAAGGAGCAGGUGAGAGGUAUCAUUCAAAUCAAUUAAAUUGGAGAGUUCUGGGUGAAGGGGGCAAAGCUAUUAAGGAUUCUGUGUGGCUCACGUAUAAAGCUGUAGGUUCAGGGGAGAUGCGACAGCAGUAGCACCCGGGACUUGCAUGUGAGAGGACCAAGGUUCAGUCCCUGAUACUGUAUUAUGCCAGGGCUGCAGUGUUCUGGUCUUUCUCUCAUGAAAAUAACCCUAUUUAGUUAUUGGACAGAGACAGGAAAAAUGAGAGGGAAUGGGGAGAUGAGAUGGGAGAUAACUGUAGCCCUGUGUCACCACUCAGAAAGCCCCCCCCCCCAGCACGUGGUGACCAGGGGCUUAAACCUGGGCCUUUGUGCACUGUAAUACGUGUGCUCUACCAGGUGUACCACCACCCAGUCCUAAAAUUAAAUCUUUAAUAUAAAUCCUGCUGGAAUUUAGGCCCAUUACCAGAUAAACUGCUUUUUCAACGUUAAGUCAAAUUCUGCAGAUUAACAACUAAAUUUAAGACUACUUGGGAAUAUGUGAGCAAAACAAAAUAGCCGGGGAUGACAAGUUUGCAGCUUCCAGUACAGUUUUCGUUAGCCUCAGCACCAUUACCAUUUUGGGUCAGAGGAAUCAUUGUUGAUUGCUGGGAGAGGAAGUGAUCCUGUGCACUGUAAGAUGUUUAAGAGCACCGCUGACUUCUACUCAUAGAUGACAGUAACACCCCUCUCCCCAGAUGUGACAAACCCCAAAUGUCUCUAGACAUUGCCAAAUGUCCUGCAGAGAGGGGGAGGUCCCAGGUUGAAAGCCACUGCUCUAGAAAAAACUGCUACAAGCAAGUAAAAAAUUGUCAUUUUAAGAAUCUAAGUAAUUGACACAAGCUCAGCCUGCAUAGCACAAGAUGAUUAUGUGUGGCAUUAAACUAAGAACUAUAAUUACUUUAUUUAAAAUAGCUGUUGGGGCUGGGUGGUGGCACACCUGGCUGAGUGCAUGUUGCAGUGCACAAGGACCCAUGUUUGAGACCCCUAUUCAUCCCCACCUGCAAGUGGAAAGCUUCACAAGUGGUGAAACAGUGCUAUAGACGUCUCUGUCUCUCCCUCUCUGUCACCCUCUUCCCUCUUGAUUUCUAGCUGUCUCUAUCCAAUAAAUAAGUAAAUAAAGAUAAUUAAAAAUAAAAUAGCAGUUAACUA